Molecule: messenger RNA, 1355 nt
Organism: Carica papaya (papaya)
Lineage: Eukaryota; Viridiplantae; Streptophyta; Magnoliopsida; Brassicales; Caricaceae
Product: zinc ion binding protein
Biological process (GO): protein monoubiquitination; interstrand cross-link repair
Cellular component (GO): Fanconi anaemia nuclear complex; nucleus
Molecular function (GO): ubiquitin protein ligase activity
Source: RefSeq, a predicted model, not a curated record
AGCCCGGUGGCCACUUCGCGCACAUCCGAACGUUCUGAAGGUUCCCCCGCCCACCAAAAAUGUAACUUGUCACCUUCCUUGCUUCGCUUAGCGAUCUUUCAGCUGCAAUUGCGUUGAACCGUAUAUAGAUGUUCAUCAAAUUAUUGGCGUUGCAGGAAUGUCUAGAACAGAGUAGAUGCAGAGAGUUGGCUAAGUCGUCGUCGUCAUCGUCGUUUUAUCGCUCAGUAUAUUCGGAGAUAGAAGAGGUCGGAUGGGAAAAUCUGGUGAGAAUGAGUGGAGAUAUUACGUUUCUGAGCUUCCGUGUUCUAGAUAAGAGAGGAAGACUGCAUGUUUUGGAGAUUCAACUGGAUAGAAACUAUCCCAAUUGCCCACCUUCAGUUGCAGCGGAUAUACCGUGCAUGUUUAACUUAAAAUGGUCAAUAAACUCGAGACUGAAGAAUUUGAUACACCAAUUCCAAGAGCAUCUGGAGAUGCUUCAAGAGUUUUGGUCUACAUUGGAUGAAAUUGACAAAUCUCUAUGGGUUGCUGGUAACAAACAGCCUUCUCGGGCUUUACCCUGCCGUCAAAUUCAUAUAGGAAGUGAUAGCUUCAUUAUGCUUUCUAUAGAUGUUGAUGAUCCUAAAGCUUUACCAGAGUGUCGCUUUUUGGGUCCAGAUGAAUUCGUAAACUCCUUGAGAAAGAUAUGGAAACAAAAUGCCAAAAGAUGGUCGAAAGACAGAUCAGUUAUAGAAAAUCUUAGAAGUCUGUUGGAGAUAGAACUGCCAAAGCCCCCAGCUGUUGUUGAGAGUGAGCAUCAAGCUGAAUGCGGAAUUUGCUAUGCUCAGUUUCUUCCUCUUGAUGACGGGCUUGGAAAUAAGAGCAGUGAAACUGACUAUACAUGUGAAAAUACCAGUUGCAGCAGGGCCUUCCAUAGUCUCUGUCUUGCAGAAUGGCUGCGUUCAAUAACGACAACAAGGCAGUCAUUCAAUGUUCUGUUUGGGAAUUGUCCGUACUGUUCAGAACCAGUUGCUGUUAAAGUUAACAGUGCAAACAAGUAAAUCUAGCAUGCUGAUUUCUAUCCCCAUCAGAAGGCAAGUGACAAGUGAAUUCCUUAAGUAGAAGUAUUAAUACUCUGUUUAAGGUCUUGAAUUUUCGAUUGGACGAGGACCGAAUCUUUCUUUCUCCCAUUGAUGGUUGUUGUAGAAAUAAUGUUACAGUGAUCUAGAAUUCAUGAUAUUAACUGUGAACACUAAUGUUUUUGCAGUUGUGUACUAAAGAAUUAACAGUUCUAAAAAAUUAUUAUGUAAUGAGUAUUGUAUAACUUAAGUUUACCGUGACACUACAUUUUCAUUAAGGAAAGAAAAAGAACCUUCUUU